AUGUUUCCACAAGCUGAAUUGCGAAGGUUUGAACAGGCGAUGCGUGAGGCAGCACUCAGAACUGCUGAGUUACCAGAGCAGUCCGAAACUUGGCGUCAAGAGCAUGCGGAAUAUCUGGUACCCCAACGACUCAUCAGUCACCAAAACAGUCCCAAGAUGGGCAUUAACUAUAUGCUGAAUAUCUGGCAUCCAAGUGGGUUGCUGAGACACCAGAACAAUCCCAUAUGCUCGGCGUCAACAGAACGCUCAAUAUCUGGCAUCCCAAAGAUUUGA
Messenger RNA from Arctia plantaginis, 273 nucleotides. The record is from the annotation of a GenBank genome assembly. NCBI's taxonomy places the organism in Eukaryota, Metazoa, Arthropoda, Insecta, Lepidoptera, Erebidae.